GGAGCCCAAAGCUCGCCAGUCGUUCGCGAGUGGUUGGUGUGUUGUGUUGUGCUCGGUGCAUCUUCUGGGUCCGGGAUCCUCAUCGAUCGCGUAGUGACUUCCGUUUCGCCGACCACACGUGGGCAACAUGGCGUCUUCUUUGCCGCUGGCCGGGCUACUGCUGCUGCUGUCGGUGUUCGUGUUUAUCCAGCAAGUGCAACCACUCUCCCUUGACCCCGUUGCGUCAACCGAAUUGGAGGAAUACAUUAAAGAUGAUUUUUUGAUAUCGCUGAGACACAUAAGACCCCGUCGGAAGUUUAGAAUCACCAUCGAAGCCCUGUUCAUGAUCGAUUUCCCCGAAUCGAAGCAUAAGUUUUCCUUCUAUCUCGAUCGCAAAAACAAGCGAGUGACCAUCGACAUCAACAGCCACGCGAAGGUGUACUCGAAGAAUCUGAUCCUGAACGAUCUGAACGAAUCGACCACGAUCAAAUCGUUGGCGUUCGCGUUCCACCAGAGCACCGUCACCGUCUACAUGAACUGUAAACAAUCGUCCGCCGAGGAGCUGGACGUCAGCCUGGCCAAACUGUUCGCCAGUGGCGAUGAGCCGACCGUCAAGCUGUUCCGGGAGCGAAAGUAUCCGCUGUUUUUGGACUCCGAGCUCGAUAAAGCGCUGAGCCGUGCCAGCUGCCAGAAGAUGCUGCGCCGCGGCGGCAAUUCCGUGCAUCAUUCGCGCCAGAAGCAGACGGUGGAGAAGAUGCUGAAGAACAAGAACAGUCAGGGCGAAGUGUUGCCCGAGCGCAAUAAGAAACGCGACAUCCGCAACUGGCACCACACGGCGGAGAAGUACAAGCAAGAGUUCCACACCGAUUUCUCCGCGAACCGGGGCGACAUUCCCAUCAUCCACGGAGACUGUGACGAGAACAUUCUGAAGCUGCUGGGUGAGCUGCUCAAGCUGGUGAAGGAGCUCAAGGAAGAGGUGAAGGGCCAGCGGCACGAGGUCAACUAUCUGCGCGGACUGAUCGAGAACUGUGCCGGCUGUCAGCAGGCGCAGCCUCUGCGUGAAAACUGCCAGUACAGCAAUCCUUGCUUCCCGGGUGUACAGUGCUACGACACGUCGACCGGCAUGCGCUGUGGCCACUGUCCCCGGGGGUACGUUGGCGAUGGCCGAACCUGUCGCCCUGGUCAGACCUGCGCGGACCAGCCAUGCUUCAAUGGCGUCCAGUGCUACGACACGGUCGAGGGAGCCCAGUGUGGACCGUGUCCGGGCGGGUACGAGGGGGACGGCAAGCAGUGCCGGUUUCGGGACGCCUGCGAAGACAAACCGUGCGCGGCAGGUGUCCAUUGCAGUAGAUUAGAGCAGCAUCCGUUCUUCCGCUGCGGUGCCUGCCCAGCCGGGUUCACCGGCAACGGUACCGCCUGUCACGAUCUGGACGAGUGUGACCUGGUGGAACCGUGCGAUGUGCGAGUCCGGUGCACUAACGUGGCGCCCGGGUUUCGCUGCGAUCCUUGCCCUUCCGGGUAUGUCGGCAUCCACUACGAAGGCUUUGCGGCAGCCACGUUCGACGGCUCGAUGCAACGACAGCGCUGCACCGACCGGAACGAGUGUGCCGAUGGCUCGGCCCGGUGCGGGACGAACGCGGCCUGCCACAACACGGAAGGAUCGUACGAAUGCCGGUGCAGGGCAGGCUUCGUUCGGAGCUCGGCGCAACACGAGUGUCUGGCGUCCGAUCGGAUGUGCGCGGACGGGACGAUCUGUGAUACGAACGCCGUCUGCAAGCACGCCGGAAACAACAAGUACCGGUGUAAGUGUAAAGUAGGCUGGGCGGGCGACGGGUUCCUCUGUGGUUCGGACAAGGAUCUGGACGGGUGGCCAGACACGAACCUGCUGUGCAGUGACGAGAAGUGUCGCGCCGAUAACUGCGUCAACAUUCCGAACUCGGGCCAGGAGGAUGCGGAUCACGACGGGAUCGGCGAUGCGUGCGAUCCGGACGCCGACAACGACGGAGUCCUGAACAAUCCAGACAAUUGCCCGUUGGUGCACAAUCCGGACCAGAACGACAGCGAUGCGGACGGGGGCGACAAACAGGGUGAUGCGUGCGACAACUGUCCGACGGUGUCGAACGUCGAUCAGAACGACGUCGACAAGGAUGGACUCGGGGACGCUUGUGAUCCGGACAUCGACAACGAUGGCAUUCGCAACGAGGACGACAACUGCCCGAAAGUGAGCAACUUCAACCAGCUCGACACGGACGGGGACCGUAUCGGGGACGUUUGUGACAACUGUCCGCAGAUACCGAACCCGAAUCAGCUGGACUCGGACAAUGAUCUGAUCGGUGAUGCGUGCGACAGCGAUUUGGAUCGGGAUCGCGAUGGAAUACAGGACAGUCGGGACAACUGCCCGAAGCUGGCCAACUCCGACCAGCUCGAUUCGGACGGUGACGGACGGGGUGACUUGUGCGACACGGACGCCGACAACGAUGGAAUUCUGAACCACGAGGAUAACUGCCCGAUUGUGUUCAAUCCGGAUCAAACGGAUGCCAACAACGACGGAAUCGGUGACAUCUGCGAAGACGAUUUCGAUUUGGAUCUCAUACCGAACUACAUCGACAACUGCCCGAACAAUUCCAAGAUCUUCUCGACGGACUUCCGCACGUACCAGACGGUGGUGCUCGACCCGGAGGGUGACUCGCAGAUCGAUCCGAACUGGGUGAUCUACAACAAGGGUGCCGAGAUUGUGCAAACGCAAAACAGUGAUCCUGGCCUGGCCGUUGGCUACGACGCAUUCGGUGGUGUGGACUUUGAGGGCACUUUCUUCGUCGACACGGAGAUAGACGAUGACUACGUUGGGUUCAUCUUCAGCUACCAGGACAACCACAAGUUCUACGCGGUGAUGUGGAAGAAGAACAUUCAGACGUACUGGCAGGCGACACCGUUCCGCGCGUCGGCCGAACCGGGCAUCCAGCUGAAGCUGAUCAACAGUAACACCGGCCCGGGCGAGAUGCUGCGCAACAGCCUGUGGCACACGGGCGACACCAAGGAUCAGGUGAAGCUGCUGUGGAAGGAUCCCCGCAACGUGGGUUGGUCGGAGCGAACCGCCUACCGGUGGCUGUUGCUGCAUCGGCCCAAGAUCGGGCUGAUCCGCUUGCGCAUUUUUGACGGCGAUCAGAUGGUGGCCGAUUCCGGUAACAUCUUCGACUCCACCCUCAAGGGUGGCCGGCUGGGGGUGUUCUGCUUCUCGCAGGAGAUGAUCAUCUGGUCCGAUCUGGUUUAUCGAUGCAAUGACAACGUACCGGAAGCGAUCUAUCGCGAGCUGCCACCGCGCUUGCAGCGCGAAGUUCAGGUGGAUCACCGAAGCUAAACACCUCAGUUCAGUUCAACAACCUCAACAAAUCUAAUCAUAGCAUGUACGACUAAAUGUAGCCUACAAAGAUUCAAAUAUAUAUAAAAGUUGCUCUCACAGUCGG
Molecule: messenger RNA, 3443 nt
Organism: Anopheles bellator
Lineage: Eukaryota; Metazoa; Arthropoda; Insecta; Diptera; Culicidae
Gene: Tsp
Product: cartilage oligomeric matrix protein
Exons: 18
Coding region: 128-3337 (1069 amino acids)
Biological process (GO): cell adhesion
Cellular component (GO): extracellular region
Molecular function (GO): calcium ion binding
Source: RefSeq, a predicted model, not a curated record